Messenger RNA from Nilaparvata lugens (brown planthopper), 2387 nucleotides. RefSeq names its product scavenger receptor class B member 1 (gene emp). The coding region runs from base 331 to 1896 and encodes 521 amino acids. Gene Ontology annotation, cellular component: cytoplasm; membrane; lysosome. The record is from RefSeq and is a predicted model, not a curated record. The transcript is spliced from 11 exons. NCBI's taxonomy places the organism in Eukaryota, Metazoa, Arthropoda, Insecta, Hemiptera, Delphacidae. Gene Ontology annotation, molecular function: scavenger receptor activity.
AGUUGAAAGAGAGCGUCUCUAGCGUUCGGUUUCAAGCGUUCCCACCAACCUUUUAACCCUACUCCUUAUCCAUUCUAUUCUCUUUAGUGGUCAAAAGCUGGUGCGGUGUGCUGCUGAUGAACAUAAUCAUUUAUCAAUUGUAUAAUCGGAAAAAUCUAUCAUAAAAACUUGUUAAUUGGUUGUGAAAAUCGUUCCAGUAUCAGUAGUGAGGUUGUGAAAAAGGGUGAUAGGCGACUCCACUGACAUUCGCAUUUUAGUAUAAUUUGGUCUAAAAUAAUAUUUAGUGCUUUGACUAGACCGGAUUGAGGCUGUAACUUCAACUGAUACGCUAUGGCUAAAGCUGGAGCAGGGUUCGUGAUAAUCAUUGCUCUAGUUCUUCUGUUAUUCGGAGUACUUGUAACAUUAUUCUUCACAAGUUGGGUGAACCUCGUUAUAGAUAAUCAAAUCACGUUGAAAGAUGGCUCACAAGUAUACAACUUAUGGAGGAAGCCUCCCGUUCAUCCUGUCAUCCGAAUUUAUGUUUAUAACGUGACAAAUGCUGACGACUUCCUAAACCAGGGGGUCAAACCUAUCUUGGAAGAACUCGGACCCUACACUUAUAUAGAAACAUGGGAGAAAGUGAAUCUCAAAUUCAAUGAAAAUGGAACAGUUAGCUUCCAGCAACAAAAAAUAUUUAGAUUUGACCCUGAUAACUCAGUCGGUAGUGAGGAUGACAUGGUGGUUGUACCUAAUAUUCCUAUGCUGAGUGCCACAUCUCAAAGUAAACACGCAGCAAGAUUCCUUAGGUUAGCCAUGGCUUCAAUCAUGGACAUCUUGAAGAUCAAGCCAUUUGUGGAAGUGACCGUUGGACAACUGCUUUGGGGGUACGAAGAUCCUCUGCUCAAGCUGGCCAAGGACGUUGUUCCCAAGGAGCAGAAACUACCCUAUGAAGAAUUCGGUCUUAUGUAUGGGAAGAAUGGUACCGCUAAAGAUGUUGUAACUGUUUUCACUGGGGCAAAUGAUAUCACUAAAUACGGUUUAGUGGAUACAUUCAAUGGGAAAACUCACAUGAGCCACUGGAAAACUGAGAAAUGCAACCGUGUGAUGGGGAGUGAUGGCUCCAUCUUCCCACCUCACAUCAGCAAAGAGGACACUAUCUACAUCUAUGACAAGGAUAUUUGCCGUCUCUUACCUUUGGUUUUCCAGAAAGAAGUAGUCACUGACGGGAAAGUUCUUGGAUACAGGUUCAGUCCGCCCACGAAUGUAUUCGCAGAUGUCGAGCACAACCCCGACAAUGACUGCUUCUGCCCAUCGGGUCCCCCCUGUGCCCCUCAUGGUCUGUUCAACGUCUCUCUCUGCCAAUACGACUCACCCAUUAUGCUGUCCUUCCCUCACUUCUACUUGGCGGACCCCAAAUUGAGAGAGGCUGUUGAAGGAAUCAGUCCUCCAGAGGCAGAGAAACAUGAACUGUUCAUUGAUAUCCAGCCGACUAUGGGAACUUCACUGAGAGCACGCGCUAGAAUUCAAAUCAAUUUGGCUGUGAGUCAGGUUAUCGAUAUCAAGCAAGUGGCUAACUUCCCCGACAUUGUUUUCCCGAUAAUGUGGUUCGAAGAUGGAAUCGACGGUCUACCAAUGGAAGUGACGAAUCUGAUGAGUAUUGCAACGACAGUACCGCCAGUCGCCAGAACGGCUUUGCUCCAUGCUCUAUUCAUAAUGGGAUCUCUGCUGCUGAUCCUGGCCAUUUUCUGCUUGGUACGGAACUCAGGUCGCCAGGAGACUCUCAGCCUAGAGGGCACAGCUCACUAUGCCGCCAAUGACGAAAAGAACAAGAAGAUGAAAGCUCAAAACGGUCACUCCAACGGAAAGGCGCUCGAAACAAGGACAAACCCAGCCUUCGAACCAGACUACAACUCGUAAUAGGCUCAUACAUUCCAAUCUUUCUAGAACAACUCCAUUUAAACAUUCACUCUAACCAAUUAUUAUUCUUCAAUUUGAAAACAAAAUUAAUCUGAGAAUAAUGCUUAGUUUUGUUUGUAGGCUUUUUAGAAUUGUGAUGAGCAGAAUAGACGAGUGGAUCUUUAAUUAUGCCUAUAUAAUAAUAAAUACUCAUCACUCAAGACUGAAUGUGUCUAGCAAAUAUAGAGUGUGAUCAAUUAUUUUUUGAAAAUACUUACUGGUACUACCUUAAGAAAUUAGUAUAUUUUGCAUUAAACCCAAAUCAAAUUUUAAAGUACAGACGAUUUCCAGCAAAAUAAUUUAGAGUGAUAUUUUCGUACAUGAAACAUCGUAUUCAGUAAUUUUUAAUGCUUGGAUUGAAAGUGAGCUAUAUUUUUAUCUAUCAUGACAAAAUAAGGAUAGAGAAUAAUGUACCAUUAGGUCUAGAAAGAAUUUAAUAGUUUUAUCUGAAC